CCUCUCCCCUCCUUCCCGCCGGCCGCGGCUUCUCCGCACACCUACGCUCGCCUCCGUAGCCCCUCAGGAUGUGGAUCUUCCCCAUCAAGAUCGACUCGGCUGACCAGCCCGGUGCCUGGUCUGAGAUCGAAGAGAACUCGCUCUUCCUGCUGCAGGAGCGUCAGUCUACCCCACUGACGGUCAAAUCUCUAGCGGCCCGCCUGCUUGGCACGUCGCCCUAUUCGACAUCCCCGACAGCUGGUGCCUCCGGUGGCCGGGGGAGCGCCCCCCUUUCGGCCAAAGACGUUGCCUUCCGGAUCUCCUCCGGCGAUGAUAGCCAGUUCCGCUUUCGCAUUCUCCUUCGGCAUCGGAGUUGCAAGUUUGUCGUGUCCGUGGCCAAUACCCUGGAGGCCAUCCGCGUCGACUGGACAUGGAUCGAGCAGGUCCCCUUCCGCAAGGUGUCCGAAGUGAUGAUGAUCUCCACCUCGCCCAUCGAUGGCACCAGCCCCACGGCAUCCUUCCCUGGGCCCGCCACCGGGGCUGCUCCCACGUCGGCAGAGGUGAUGUCGAUGCCGGGCCCCGGCACUUCGGCUGCCUUCGCCACCGCUGCCCUCGCUGCCUCGGGGCUUGAGAUCCCCACCGCCUCCCCGGGAUUGGCAUCGCGCUCGGUUAGCGGGCGCUUCCGCGACACCCCUCCAUCUCCCUUCCGCACAUCGGAUGACGCCCAUGCUCCGCCCACCUCCUCCAGCCUGUCUUUCCAGCUACUAGCCGACGCCGCCGGACCAAGCACCCCCGGCUCUGGUCCCCCGUCCCAUACAUCGCUCCCUGUUCCGGAGUGCCCUACCUCGGGAGGCUCCCCCCCCGGUGGUGGCCCCAGCGUCGGUGGCCAGCCUGAGCCGGACUGUUCCAGCCACCACCACCACCACCAGCAGCAGCAGCAGCAGCAACAACCAGCCCCCCCGACCCCGGCCACCAUCGCUGCCAACCGGCCUCUGACCAAAAAGCUCUCCAGCACCGAGUCGCCCUCCUGCUCGCUGCCCGGUUCACCGAGCCUCCCACUGAUGGCCGACACCGGGGACGACUCCUUGGACCUGGCCGCCGGCGGGGAUCCCCGGGAUGCCGAUGACACCCAGACCUUCCGCCCGCAUACCAGGUUCCAUCUGGGACCGGACCCCAGCGCCAGCCUCUCGACCGCCUCGACGUCAGCCUCAGCCUCAUCCUCAGUCGGCGCUCUGGCCGCCGGCGGCCACCCCUCUCAUCAUCACUCGGCGCCGGGUGUCGGCCAGUGCGCCCCUUGCGGGAGCACCUUCCACACGCCAACUUGCCCGGCAUGCGUCCCGACCCCCGGCCCGGGCCAACGACCUGCCGGUCCCUCCGGGAAUAAGGCCAUCCAGUCUGUGGUGUCCCCGCCCAUUUCGGCCAUGCCCUCGUCGUCGCUCUCGCCGCCGACCCCACCCCCCUCAGCCGGGCCGGCCUGGGCCCGGCGCCGGUCCUCCCUGGAUCUGACCGAGCUUUUGACAUCGCUGCCGGCCGAGGACGCCCUCGGCGCCGGGCGGAUCGCCGGGCAUCGGCAAUCGACCGCUCCUCUGCCUGUGCGCGGACAUGCGGCCGCGAUGGCCGCAACCACCGCCGCCGAGCAGCAACAGCAGCGCGAGCUCUUCUAUGCGUUUGUCCCAUCGCCACCCUCCUCUCGUUCUUCCCUAUCGGAGGCAUUGUUGCGGGAUGCCAGUCCGGCCGGCGGUGCACCACCGCCGCCCUCCGAUCGCCGCAGUUCUCUUGGCCUCUCGCACAUGCCUCCCCCUGGGUCUUCGGAUGCCCCUCCCCCAUCACAAGUUGCAAGCACCACCCCCCGCCCGGGGUCCGUCUCGACCGCGGCCGAUGCCGGGCCAAUGCCCUUCCCCGGCUUCAAUGAGCACAUUGACCUCUGGCUGUUGAAGCUUUUCACCACCAAGGCCCAUGGCGAUGAGUCGGACGAGUCUCUGAUCCAUGAGCUGACCGCCAACAUGGGGGUUGAGACGGCCGAGGCACGCGCCACCGGCCGCUCUGCCGCUGUCGCCCCCCCUGAGCCCGAGCCCGGUGACUUGCAGCGGCCAUCGCAUCACCCGGCCCCGGCGCUGGCCGCCGCGGGCCACGACCUCUUUGCCUCUCCGCAGGAUUUGGCCUACGAGGCCCCGGGGUCCGGGGGGGCCGCAGGGGGGCCAUCACGCGGGUCGUCCGGGGGGGUACCCCUCCGGGCCGAGUCCUCCGGCGGGAGUGCUCGCCAGAGCGAGCUCGACACCCCGCCAUCCAGCUACAUCCCGACGCCGUCGUUGCUUCGGGCCAAUUCCGGCCCCAGUGGCGGCAUGGCGCGACCCUUCUCAGCGAUCUACCCCUCGACCGGGGUCGGCCUUCACGCCGGGGGCGCCUCCCUGCAUGGGUCCCCCUAUGUCGAUGGUUCGGCCAAUGGUGGUGUCGGGCCUGGUGGCCUGCUCCGGCCAUUGUCCCUCCAUCAGGAUGCCUUCUUCCGGCCAUCUCGCGAGCCGGAUUCCCCCUCCUCCAUUGGGUCCUCGGAUCUGGGCCUCUCACCGCCGGGAUCUGCCACCGGCGAUCGGCUGCCCCCCUCGCUGAUCCACCGCCACGGUUCCUUCGACCUGGGACAGGGUGAGCUCCGUCUUUCGGCCAGUGGGCCAUUGCUGCCGGUCACCGGUGCCGGUAGCCCAACCUAUCCGGUGGCCCUGCCGGCCCAUCUGCUUGGCCCCGGCGGCCGGCCCUUGUCGGCUUCCUUCCGCAGCCCGGGGCCUGGCCUGUCGCCGCUGGCUGCCGCCACCGGCCUUGUGCCGCACCAUCGGUCCAAUUCCCUGGGAACACUGGCACCCGGUGCCGGAAGCCUGGGGCCUCCCGGCCGGGCGUACUCCCCUACAGCCCUGAUCCCGGGCGGCAUGGCGGGACCCGGGGCUCUGGCCGGCGACCAAUCCAGCGAUUCGGUGGCCUUGGGCCCGGCCCCGGUCCCGGUGUCGGCCCCGGCCCCGGCUGUAACACUGCAGCUGCCGAAGGCCUUCCAGCAGGCUUUCUCCUGCCAUCCGACGACCCUGGUGCUGGACAUCCUGGAUGCGGAGUUCCGGUCGGCCCCGGCCACCCUGGUCCUGACGCCGGAGUGCGUCAUGCUCAUGAACGAGGCCGGCGCCACCGAGCGCGUUUACUUCAUCAGCGUCGAGUCGGUCUUCCUCACGUCCGAGGGCCGGCAGAUCUGCCUCUUCCGCGGGACGCCAGUCCUCUUUUCUCUGGUGCCCACGGGCAGUGGCGGUACCAGUGCCAGCGGCGGCUCCAUCGACGCGGCCCGGCUGGUGGAGCACCUGCGCCUUUUGUGUGACAUCGCCGCGCGACGCCUCUCCCGCGGCACGGAGGCCGAUUACAGCAACCCGGUGGAGCGCUUCCUCACCGGCGACCACGGCCUGGAUGUCCCGCACAUGGCCGCUCCCCGGCGGAAUAUCCUCCCCCAUGUGAUGGCCACGGCCUCCUCGCCGGUGGCUCUCUUCCGGCCGGACUCCACGGCCGAUGGCCGGCUUCUGUCCCCGCACGUGGCUCCCCCAACAGUCACUGGCAUGGGCUUCGAUCAGCUGAAUGCCUCGAAUGGGGCUGCUGGCUACGAGAUCGCCGCUCCGGGCGACAUGCUGCUCCUCGGUCCUGGCGGGGGGCCAGGCGGCUAUGGCUACUCGCCCUCGACCCUGAUGGGCGCCGGUAGUGACUUGGCCGUUGACCGGCUUCUCCAGUCGGCCGACUUCGAUCACCAUCCCACGGACCUGGGCCUGGGCCCGCCUCCGCAUAUGGCCGAUCUGGCGAGCUCCGCACAUGCACACGCCUCGCCGCUGCAUGCCCCCCACUCGGAGAUCCUCUCGCCGAAGGGCUUCUCUUUCGAGCAACUGAAGCUGGUCACCACAUGUCAGUUGCAGCGCAGUCUCUUCCGCCUGCCCCCGGAGGAGCAGCUCUUCUCGCACCGGCGCGCAUCGCUCCUCAUCCCGGAAGACAACCACUUCCUCUAUGGGCACAUCUUCCUGUGGAGCCGGUUCCUGACUUUCAUUUCGGAUGAGAUCACAUCCUUCGGUAAGCCCUCCGGCUCCUGGAGCGAUAUCGCCUUCAAGGCCCCGAUCACCAUUUACACCCGCACGAAGAACAAACUCAUCCAGAUCCGCGAUCCGCGUGGCGGUAACGAGCUCCAGGACAGCCUCCUGCUGCACUUGCGCUCGGUGUGCUAUCCAUACUCCUCGUCAAUGGCCCAGAUGGCUGCCCAGCGAAGCACCAAUGGAACGCCGGCCAGUUCGAUGCCGCCCCCUGGCGGUGUCCCAUCGGGCGUCGCGGCGGCCUGGCAUUCACCCUCGCAUUUGGCGGCCGCCUAUGGGGGCCCCGGCGGCGGCGGGCCUGCCUCUUCCCCAACCCUGGCCGACCCCUUCCUUUACCUCCCUCGUGCAGGGGGUCUGCCCUCGCCGGAUGUUUCCUUCCAUCCCUUGGGUCUGUUGCCAACCAUCACGGCUGCCGGGACUGUGUCCACCAAAACCCUGAACGAUUACUUUCCGCCCGAUAGUACCUCGGGUCUUGAGCCCUCCGAGAGCGAACUCGAGGCCUCGAACCAGCGCUGGGAAGCCAUCAUGAAGGGCACCCAUCUUGGCUCGGGCUGCCUCUACCGCUCCCUCUCCUUGGUCAGCGACUGCUGCAUCCACGGCAUCCCGUCACACCUCCGGCCCACGAUCUGGAUGCGCCUGAGCGGGUCCUGGAUCGAUCGGCCCUCGGACGAGUACUACCUCAAUCUUCUCGAGGGCAACCGAAACAAGCACACCCCGACCCUGGACGAGAUCGAGAUGGACCUGCAUCGGAGUCUUCCCGAGCACCCGGCCUUCCAGUCGGAUGUCGGCAUCUCCUCCCUGCGGCGCGUGUUGACGGCCUACUCUUGGCGCAAUCCGAGUCUCGGCUACUGCCAAUCCAUGAACAUCAUCGCCAGUGUCCUUCUUCUCCAGCUUCCGGAGCCCGGUGCGUCAGGCGCGCUGGCUCCGCCUCCUCCAUUUUCUCCCUCCUUCCCUUUGCCCUCUCAUCGGAUUCUCCCCUCGUACUAUACGAAGUCCAUGAUCGGCGCAGUUGUUGAUCAGCAUGUCUUCCGGUACCUGGUAUUCCGCGAGCUGCCGUGCCUCUUCCGGCACCUGGACCAGCGCGGCGUGGACCUCAAUUUGCUGAGUGUCCCCUGGUUCGUGUGCCUCUACUUGAACGCGGUUCCCCUGGCCUCGGCCCUGCGGGUGAUGGACAUGUUCUUCCUCGAGGGGCCGCGCUUCCUGUUUGUCUUCGGAUUGGCCGUGCUCAAGCACAACCAGAAGCGCAUCAUUGCCCUGCAGGAUGACGACGAGAUCAUCCACCUGCUGAAGGACUUCUUCUCCGGCCUGCGCGACGAUGCCCAGCAGAAGACCCUCACCACCAUCCUCGCCGACGCCACCUCCAAACAAUUCCGGUCGAUCACCUAUGACAUCAUCAACAAGCUCCGUGGGAAGUACCGCCUUGAGGUGGCCUGCAAGAUCGAGUCCACCUCGCGCAAAUCUCAGCUCCGCACCAUCGAGACGGCCGGCGUGGCUCCGAGCCUAUCCUUCGGCGACAUGGGCGCCAUUUACGACCUUGUGAAGCGUGUCAAGUUCGAGCACAACACCCUGGAGAGCCGGCACAUUUCCGAGAGGUACGGCACAUAG
This is a messenger RNA of Fonticula alba, 5681 nucleotides long. RefSeq lists its product as hypothetical. NCBI's taxonomy places the organism in Eukaryota, Rotosphaerida, Fonticulaceae. The record is from RefSeq and is a predicted model, not a curated record. The transcript has 8 exons. The coding region runs from base 69 to 5681 and encodes 1870 amino acids.